GUGACCUUUGAGGAUGUGGCCUUGUAUUUCUCCUGGGAGGAAUGGGCUCUCCUUGAUGAGGCUCAGAGAUGCCUGUACCACGAUGUGAUGCUGGAGAAUUUUGCACUUACAUCUUCAUUGGGAAUAUGUGUGUUUGAUUGUGGCCUAUUGCCCCAGGCCCAGGGCUGUUAUAUAAUACCAUACUGAAAAGCUGGAGCUGCAGCUGAUGAAGAUUCCAACAGAGAUUCCAUCAACAGUUACACUUUAUCCAAUCACGUCUUUAAAUGCAUUAUUGUCCCUGAUCCUAUAAAAGGGAGGAGCCUUGGGAAGGCACGUCAGAUGAACCCAGUUCAGAAAGUGAGUCACACAGCAAGUCCUCAGCCUUCAGUUCAAGAUUACCCAGUCUGAAGUUCAGUCUUCUGGAGGAGCUUGCAGUUCUUAAACAUCCACCAGUUGUUGAAAGAGAUCCCCCAAGAAACAAGUCAGCAGAGCUUGAAUCCCUGAAGUUGCGGUUCUCUGAGAAUUCUUGUUAAGAAUGGCUUUAGACCUCAGAAUCUCCUUUCAAGAUGAACCAUCAAGGAAGGAUCCUGUGUCAGAUAAUCUAGAGCUUAAACCCAGCCAAGGAUCUGCCAUCCAGGAGAGAGAGGGGAUCUCUGAGUUCCAGAGCACUCAGCUCAGCUUAUUUCAAAACAAUAAUAACUCAAGUGCAAGGCAGGAGCUGCAAAGACUCUAUAAAUUAUUUCAUUCAUGGCUGCAGCCAGAAAAACACAGCAAGGAUGAAAUAAUUUCUCGUUUGGUCCUGGAACAGUUUAUGAUCAAUGGCCGCUGCGGUGACAGGUCCACUUUACAAGAGAAAUGGAAUGCAAGCGGCAGAAACCUGGAGAAAUUCAUGGAAGGUCUGACCGAUGAUGGCAUGAAGCCACCUGGCUUAGUCCACGUCCACAUGCAGGGACAGGAAGCCCUCUUUAGUGAGAAUACACCCUUAAGAGAAGUCAUUGUUCACUUCACAAAACAGUUGUCGACAGGAACUCCAGCAAGAGAGAAAAUGGGGACACCUUUCUGGGUGCCUCAAGAUACUUCCCUUGAAACAAGACAAAAAUGUGAAGGUAAAGAAAAUUGUGGCAACAUUUCUUUGAAAACUUGUCAAGUAAAUGACCGUAUUACUAGUCCAAGCAAUCAAAUACCUUUCCUACUCAUUAUCCAAGAAGAGAACAGUCCGAGGCCUGAAGAAAGAGGUGUUUGUUUGGAGAAUCCACUCAGCUCCAGAAGAGCAGGUCCAGACCCCUCCAGGUCCCAGGAAGGAUCCCUGAAAGGACCCUCCUAUCAAGAUGUCCUUGUGGAGGUGGAACCAGAGUUUCUCUUCAAGCCAGACCAGGUCACCCUUGAGUCUGUUUCUACGCACCAGAGCACUGAGGGGAAUUCUGCACAUGGGGAACACCAAGAAAGAUUCCACGGAGCCCCAAAAGUAUACAAAUGUGAGACGUGUCCCAAGAUCUUUAGGUAUUCCUCUCGGUUAAAAGUUCACCAGAAAAGACACAAUAAUGAGAGGACAUAUAUUUGUGCUGAGUGUGGCAAAGGCUUCUUCCAGGCAUCAGACCUACAUGUGCAUCAGAGGAUUCAUGCAGGAGAGAAGCCUUUCAUGUGCAGCAUGUGUGAAAUGGCCUUCAACCACAAAACCAACCUUCGGGCUCACGAGAGAAUCCACACGGGAGAGAAGCCCUAUGUAUGUUCCCUUUGCCAGAGACGCUUCCGCCAGUCCUCCACCUACCACCGCCACCUUAGGUUUCACCAGAAAAUUGCCCUUAAAAGUGUUCCCUCCACACUAAAAUCUCCCUUGGCUGUGGCCCCAAUGUGAUGUAUAUAAAUUAUGUAUGUGCGUAUGUUUAUUUCCAUAGUACUGCUCUAUAGAAUAUACUUUAUAAAAAUAAUUUAAAAAAGAAAAAAUGUGGCAACUUCCCUGGCGGUCCAGUGGUUAAGACUCCACACUUCCACUGCAGGGGGCACAAGUUCCAUCCCUGGUCCAUGAACUAAGAUCCCACAUGCCUUGCAGCACGGCCAAAAGUAAUAAUAAUUAAAUAAGAUUAAAAAUUUAAAAAGGAAAGAAAAUAAAUUUUAAAAGACAGUUAAAAAAAAAAGAA
Molecule: messenger RNA, 2117 nt
Organism: Orcinus orca (killer whale)
Lineage: Eukaryota; Metazoa; Chordata; Mammalia; Artiodactyla; Delphinidae
Gene: ZSCAN4
Product: zinc finger and SCAN domain containing 4
Exons: 5
Coding region: 515-1834 (439 amino acids)
Biological process (GO): regulation of transcription by RNA polymerase II
Molecular function (GO): RNA polymerase II cis-regulatory region sequence-specific DNA binding; DNA-binding transcription factor activity, RNA polymerase II-specific
Source: RefSeq, a predicted model, not a curated record